AUGGAUACCAUCUUGGUCUUCAGCCUAAUCAUUACAUCCUAUGAUGCCAACAAGAAAGAACUCAGAGAUAGCCAUUGUCAAGUGGAACAGCUCCCUGGGCUCUUCUCAACGGGUAUGAGAAGCACCAGGGAUGUGCUAAUGCCAGAAGCUCAAGCAGAAGACAACAGGUCCACCUUCGUCCAAAUUCUGACUGUGGCUACCCUGCAGUGCCUUGCCUCUGGGAGCAAAGUAAAAGUCAGCCUUGAAUAUUCAGAGAAAAGGCCAAAGGUCAAGCAUACUCUAAAGAACCUGAGAGUUAUUGCUGCUCCCCAUAGAAACAGCACUGCUUUCCCAAGCUGUCACCUAACCCCCACAUCCAACUUUCAGAAUGGAUCUCUUCUAACAGGCAAAGCUUUUUUACCAGGGAUCUUCCAAUGUAAGGUCUACCCAGCAAUGAGGACUUCAUUAGAGGCUUUUCCCACCACUACCACCUCCAUAACUCCAGGGAAUAAAGAAGGAGAGAAAACUACAAGUUUAGACACAGAUGAAAAUCUAGAGAAGAGGCAGAAAUGGAGCAUUGUGGUCAAAUUUCUGAUUGCUGGCACUCUGUUGUUCAGUGGAAUCGCUAUUACAGUGUUUGUCAUUUUUGAAGUUCCAUGUCCUUGUCAAUGCCUAAGAACCAGAGAACUAUGCCAAUGCCGGCGAUUGUGGGGAAGGCAAAGGAAGGAAGGCCAACAACCUGAGGCAGCUGAACCCCAGCCUCACUCUCAGCCAGAGAAGGAAAGUGUUGGACAAAAUGCUCCCAACUCAAACUCAACGAAAGCUGCCGAGAUCACUGUUAUCCACCAGACAUACUUCUGAGAAGUUCUGCUCUGUCUCACACACUGCAUGAUGGAUACUAUACUGUCUUCUCACUAUUAUUAAUCAAGAUGGGCAGAUUCUUGCCAU
Messenger RNA from Myotis brandtii (Brandt's bat), 927 nucleotides. RefSeq names its product chromosome unknown open reading frame, human C17orf78 (gene CUNH17orf78). The coding region runs from base 1 to 840 and encodes 279 amino acids. NCBI's taxonomy places the organism in Eukaryota, Metazoa, Chordata, Mammalia, Chiroptera, Vespertilionidae. The record is from RefSeq and is a predicted model, not a curated record. The transcript has 7 exons.